UUGCAGCAUUUUCCAGAAAGAGCGUCCGCUCAGUUUCUUUCCCUUCACACAGACUCUUCACCUCAUGGGUACUCACUGCUCAGGUCCUAGCACAAGAUCUGACCUAAUUAAAGACCCCACAGGAGCACAAAGUCUAACCACCCUGAGCAUGGUCCUUCCGAGAGACGUCUGCUGUUAUUUGCCUGUUAAUUACAAAGAAUCACACGCACACAGCAGGCUGUGUUUCCACAAUGACUCCCACUGCCCCGUGUGCCUCCAGACAGCCACCUUCCCUGUGGAAACGAACUGCGGACACCUCUUCUGUGCUCCCUGUUUAAUUGAAUACUGGAGGCAUGGCUCGUGGCUUGGAGCGAUCAGCUGCCCUCUCUGCAGACAACAAGUGAGUAUUCUGUGCAACCUCUUUCAUGAAAACCAGAGAGAUCAACAGCAGAGACAGGUCUUGCUAGACAUCAGGGAUUACAAUAAACGCUUCUCUGGAGAGCCCCGCCCCGUUGCGGAUUACCUCUACGACAUGCCCCUGUUCCUCAGCCUCGCCCUGAGGGGGCUGUUCACCAUGGGUGGGGUGGUGUGGAUCUUCUGCCUGAGGAUUGCUGUGUGCUGCUGCGGGGCCGUCGUGUCACUCUCCUCCCUGCUCGGCGUCUUUCCAGAGCCGCUGUGCGGGGUCCUGGGGGCCGUGGAUCAUCUGAUGGUGGUGUUCCUCCUGCUCAUCUGCAUGAUCAAUAUCAACCAGCAGAUGGGGCCAGAGAGAGCCAACAUUGCCAACAGCACCACGCAAGGAGUGCUGUCAGACUCGCUGUAGGGAGCGGAGCUGUGGACACUGUGUUUGUGGACGGGAGAGACAGGGUCACGGGACCAAACCUGGACUAGGGACCUAAUGGAAGCAGUAUGUUAUAGCUGUUAUUGAGACAGGCCUGGCUUGGUGUGUCUGUCAUGGGAUAUUGUUGUACCAUUAAAGCUGUAAGUAUGUACAUGUUUUUUGUUUCCUAUAUAUGUAACUGUAUUGUAUAAACUUUGUAUUAAUGUUUGUUCUGAGCAGUGUGGCUCAUGCUUUAUGUCAUAUUGAUGUAGAUACUGUAUGUCAAUAAAGUUUUACUAUUAUUAUUAUUAUUA
This is a messenger RNA of Polyodon spathula (Mississippi paddlefish), 1110 nucleotides long. Its product is annotated as E3 ubiquitin-protein ligase RNF170-like. The record is from RefSeq and is a predicted model, not a curated record. Gene Ontology annotation, molecular function: ubiquitin protein ligase activity. Lineage: Eukaryota; Metazoa; Chordata; Actinopteri; Acipenseriformes; Polyodontidae. Bases 65 to 799 code for a protein of 244 amino acids. The transcript is spliced from 6 exons.